This is a messenger RNA of Racocetra persica, 607 nucleotides long. NCBI's taxonomy places the organism in Eukaryota, Fungi, Glomeromycota, Glomeromycetes, Diversisporales, Gigasporaceae. The record is from the annotation of a GenBank genome assembly.
AUGGAGGACAACGCUUCUAAGAUUCCAGAGCUAUGCGUUAAUUUUGGUUACAUCCGAUCUACAACCACAUGUGCUCUAAGUGCUUCAAAGAAUGUAAUGCAAAUGCAAAGAACAGCCAAAGUGGUAGGUUAUACUUCAGAAAGUUUUACUUUGUUAUUCAAAUCUCUAGUUAAUAUGCACCUUACAAAAUUAUUAUUUAAAGUUGAAAAAUCUAUAGAACCUGCAAUUCUUCCUGCAGCAUCAACACAUCAACCAACCUCAACUACAGCUACAAACGAACACCAGGGUUCUAUUUCACAAAAUUCCACUUCCGUGGAAAUUCUUCAGACGAAUUCCCUCGAAAGUGGAGCGAGUGCCCCCACUCCAGCUGCAACUCAAGAGAAUAUACAAGCGCGACCUAUCCAAACAAACCAAUCACGUUGUUUCAAGUGUAGAGCUAAAAUUCCUUUGGCUAAGCAAACUAUCAAUAAAUGCCGUUGCGAAUACGUUUACUGUGACAAUCACAAAAUUCCAGACAAGCAUGAUUGCGAUUUCGAUUUUGCAAAGAUGGGUAAGGACAUCUUGGCAAAAAAUAAUCCCAAAUUGAACGAAGUGCAUAAAGGAGGUC